GAUGAGGCUGUAGUAAUUCAUUCCUAGCGGAGCAGAGGAGCGGACAUAGCGGCUACAGAGGACACAUGGAGCCCUGUGUCUAACACAUUGGACUGUUCCUCCCACUGCGAGGACUUCCUGCGCUUUGGGACUAACUCUCUGUCAGGGGAAGCCUUUCUGAGUGUUUCUCCUCUCUGUGACGGGAGAGAACUGGACUGAGUGACCGGGUGCCUCUGCCGCCUCUCCUCCCAUCACCUGCGGCUCGCUUUGUAAGGACAGUCCGCUGUUUCCGUCGCAGAGUUUUGGAGUGUUAUCAAAAGUUACUAUGUUUGAACUUCUCAUUUAAUUCCAUCCGGCUGAGAUGCUGCCUGUGGAGUGUGAAGCUGUUUGCAUCCUAUAUACCUGACCUCCUUGGCAGUGGCACGCCUGUUUGGAUUUAUCUCAGCUGCUGGACAGCCUGUCUGACUGCUUUUCCUGGAGACUGUGACCCACCUUUUCCACCUAUGAAACAUCUGAGAGGAUAAUGGAGUACCACCACACUUUGGUUCACCUACUGGCUUUAUUUGCAUUUAUAACUUUGGCACAUGGAUCCCGCCCCAGGUUAGAAGAUGCCGCUCCCCGGAUUGUGGAACACCCGUCUGAUCUCAUCGUGUCUAAGGGUGAGCCGGCCACCCUCAACUGUAAGGCGGAGGGCCGGCCCACUCCAAUGGUGGAAUGGUACAAAGAUGGCGAGCGCGUGGAGACGGAUCGAGAGGACCCUCGAUCCCACCGGAUGCUCUUACCCAGCGGCUCCCUCUUCUUCCUGAGAAUUGUUCACGGGAGGCGGAGCAAACCUGAUGAAGGUCUCUAUGUUUGUGUGGCUCGAAACUACCUGGGAGAGGCGGUCAGUCGCAACGCAUCGCUGGAGGUGGCAAUCCUGAGAGAUGACUUCCGUCAGACGCCCAGUGAUGUGGUGGUGGCAGCAGGUGAGCCGGCUGUUAUGGAGUGUAUCCCCCCCCGAGGCCACCCCGAGCCCACCAUCUCCUGGAAGAGAAACAACAUCCGGGUCAACGACAGAGAUGAGAGGAUCACUAUGCGAGGAGGAAAGUUGAUGAUUUCCAACACCAGGAAAAGUGACGCUGGCAUGUAUGUGUGUGUUGGAACCAACAUGGUGGGGGAGAAAGACAGUGACCCUGCUGAGCUGGUGGUGUUCGAGAGGCCAGUGUUCACUAAGCAGCCGGUGAACCAGGUGGUGUUGGCGGAGGACACGGUGGACUUCUUCUGCGAGGUGCACGGAGACCCCACUCCCACUGUCCGCUGGCGGAAGGAGGAGGGGGAGUUUCCCCGGGGCAGGUUUCAGAUACGCAGCGACAACAGUCUGCAUCUGACCCAGGUGCGAGGCGAGGACGAGGGCACGUACACCUGCGUAUCUGAGAACAGCGUGGGCAAGGCCGAGGCGUCCGGCAGCCUGCAAGUGCACGUCGGCCCAUCCUUGCCCCCUCAGAUUGUGGUUCGGCCCCGGGACCAGAUCACAGCUCCAGGUCGCACCGUAACCUUCCUCUGCGGCACCAAAGGAAACCCUCCGCCAGCCGUGUUCUGGCAGAAAGAAGGCAGCCAGGAAACGGACUCUGGGGUGUACACCUGCCUGGCUUCCAGCUCCAGUGGAGAGACGAGUUGGAGUGGAGUGCUCACUGUCAAAGAGAGUGCAGACCCCUCAGUGGCUCAGGCCUCAGAACCCUUCCAGCUGCCGGGCCCCCCCCACAAACCCAUGGUCACAGACGUGUCCAAGAACAGUGUGUCUCUCACCUGGCAACCCAACGCUCACGAGGGAGGGGCCGCCGUCACCUCCUACAUCAUCGAGGCCUUCAGCCAAUCAGCAGGCAGCACCUGGCAGACUGUAGCCGACAUGGUGAAGAUGGAAACACACACCAUCACCGGCCUCCUCCCCAACACCAUCUACCUGUUCAUCGUGCGAGCCGUGAACGCCUACGGCCUGAGCGACCCCAGCCCCAUCUCUGAGCCCGUCAGGACCCAAGAUGUGAGUCCCACUGGGCAGGGCGUGGACCACAGGCAGGUGCAGAGGGAGCUGGGGGAGGUGGCCGUCCAGCUGCAGGAGCCCGUGACCCUGACAACGUCCUCCAUCAGAGUGUCCUGGACCGUGGACCGUCAGUCUCAGUACGUGCAGGGCUACCGGCUCUUCUACCGGCCAAGCGGGGGGUCCUGGCUCCUGCAGGAUAUCAACUCCCCCUCUGAACGCAGCACCACUCUCACCAACCUGCUUAAAGGAACCGAGCACGAGAUAAAGAUCCGUCCAUAUUUCGAUGAAUUCCAGGGAAAGGACAGUCGGACGUUACUGGUUCGAACCACAGAAGAAGUCCCCAGUGCCCCACCGAGAUCUGUUACCGUGGUGACGGUGAAGCUAAGCAACAGCUCCAACAUCAGCGUCUCCUGGGAGCCCCCCCCCAGCGAGAUGCAGAAUGGUAUCAUCCAGGAGUACAGGGUUUGGUGUGUGGGCAGCGGCGGAGACAACCAGACGCGGUACUACAUCAACCGGACGGUAGACGGGGACACUCUGUCCACGGCGCUGAGGGGCCUGGUGCCCGGCGUGCUCUACCAGCUGGAGGUGGCGGCGGUGACCAGCGCCGGGGUGGGGGCCCGUAGCCAGCCACUGUCCGUGCUCAUCAAGCUGCCAGCUGAAGCGCCCUCUGCUCCAGGCGGGGGGGGCCCCAGCGACGGCAGCGAGGAGAGCAGCGUGAGUCUGGCGGAGCAGAUCACCGACGUGGUGAAGCAGCCGGCCUUCAUCGCGGGCAUCGGGGGGGCCUGCUGGGUCAUCCUCAUGGGCUUCAGCGUCUGGAUCUACUGCCGCCGCAAGAAGAGGAAGGAGCUGAGCCACUACACCGCCUCCUUCAACUACACCCCCGCAGUCGGUUUUCCUCAUGUAGAGGGAGCAGGACUCAAUGGAAGAAGUCUCCUCUGCAGGCCGGGGGUUCUGGGGGGGAGCAUGGGAAAUUACCCGUGGCUGGCCGACUCCUGGCCCACCACCAACCUGGUGCACAGCGGGAAGGAAGCUGUCACCUGCUGCACCACCAACCACGACACCGCCGAGAGAUACUACAACGAAGCGGGUAUCUCCAAUUACCUGAACCAGACGGAGAAGUACAGCAUGGGGGGCUCCACUGAGGGCCCGAUCUACAGCACCAUCGACGCCACCAACGAGGAGAUGCACGGCUUCACCUACGCCCAGCACACCUCCCCCACCCCCUACGCCUCCACCUCCAUCACGCCUUGCCCCACCCACACCCAGGGGUCCCACAACAACGAGCAGCAGGAGGAGGGACACUGGAUCCCCCAGCCCGGGCCCUCUGGGGCCCAGUAUGCCCAGCCGGACCGCUGCACUGGUAAGCCCAAACAGAAGGCGAUGGGUAAGGCUGUGAAGACCCCGUCUCUGACCUGGAUGGAGGCGUUGCCCCCACCCCCCCCCAUCGGAGAGCUGGAACAGUGUGAGCCGGACGAUCAGCCCCCGGAGCACGAGGACAUGGACAUAGGGUCAGAUGAAGAGUGGUGCCCCCCCCUCCCAGAGAGGACCUAUCUGAUGGAGGGCUGCGAGGACGGACCCUCCCCCCUACACAGGAACACCGCCUCCUCUCCAGCCACCUCCUACAGUCACCAGUCCACCGCCACGCUCACCCCUUCGCCUCACGAGGAGCCCCGGGGCCCCCAUGACCCCCCACGCCUCAGCCAAGCAGACCAGCAGCUGUCACGCAGAAGGUUGGCCUGCGGUCCGGUGCCAGUUCCCCAGGCCCCCAGCCCUCUGCCCCCCCCUUCCAUCCCCAGCCUCUCCGGCCAGCAGCAUCAAGGCUCAUCGGAGGCUGGCACGCUGCAGUGCCAGAGCCCCGCCCCCCGCGGCCCCCACAGCCAGGGGCCGACGCUCAACCCAGACAGCGGCAGCACUACACCGGUGCACAGUUGCUCCUCCCCAGCAGAAACGUGCACUCCCCCCAACCAAAAAUCCAGAGUGAAGAAAAAGGUGUCCAAGAGUUCAGCUUACAGAAGAGAUGCGCAAGGAGACCUUCCCCCACCUCCAGAGCCUCCCCCAGGGGGGGAGAGGUUGCAGGGUCUGCAGGGGAGCAUGGAGGCCAGCAACGCAGUGAACGUGGCCUUGUCCUCCCUGGAGAGGAGCGAGUACAGCAGCCAGAGGAAGGGCUCGGCUCACAGACACAUCGAAAAUGAGGACCUGCUGCCCUACAGCAGUAAGGUUCUCCACCUCUCCAGGAGCCAGAUGUCCAGUAACUGCUCGACCACAGGAAGCUCCUCGUCCAGAGGCUCCACGGGCUCCAGAGGGCCCCCCUCAGCCAGGAAAUACACCGAGGAGAUGAGAUAAGGACCCAGGGAGUGUCGGUGUACCUUCGAUGCCCCCCCCCCCUCUCCCUGAAGACAGCGAGGACAGCUUAGUGUUUCAGGAUCCAGACUCUGCGUCCCUGUGUGAAAGAAAGCUACCAUUUUUGGCAUUACAUUGAAUAUUUAUGAGCAAUUGAGUUCUUUCCUCUCCCUUCAUUUGUAAAUACCUGUCUGUACUGUUUGGGCUCUGGAUGCAGGGAAAGAGACGUAUAUUGUAUUUAUGAGGAUGAAAAAACAUGUAAAAAGUCUGUUAUUAUAAAUAAGCUCAUGUCUUCUUGAAUGUGCCAACCUUUUUGUCAAAAUGUAUACCUUUGGGAAAAGCAUAAGCUACUGUUGCACUCUCUUGUUGUGAUGGCAAAACAACAGAACAUAUGAAGCACAAAGUGUGUUUGCUGUAGAGGGGCGAUUGGAAAAACCAAAAGGAGCGGGGCCAGCUUCCGGAGGCCGGGACCCCCGCACCCAUGUGUCCGCUAAGAAUGUCAAACUUUUCUAUGUUUCCUUUGGUUUCUUCUGCUGCAGAGCGACCGGCAGACACAAGCUUUAUAAAAGUUUGAUUGUACCCCCCCCGCUCCUCACCUUGUGCGUCUGAGGGACUGUUUGCUGCAGUUGUGAGAAAACAUUUGCAUAUAAUCCGUCGAAAACAAACAGAAACAUUUCUCUGGACUGACUUUUUGUACUAUUGUUGUUUUGUAAAUGUACAAUAAAAAAUAAUGCUGAUCUCAUUCCUGAA
Gymnodraco acuticeps is the source of this 5086-nucleotide messenger RNA. RefSeq names its product roundabout, axon guidance receptor, homolog 3 (Drosophila) (gene robo3). The record is from RefSeq and is a predicted model, not a curated record. NCBI's taxonomy places the organism in Eukaryota, Metazoa, Chordata, Actinopteri, Perciformes, Bathydraconidae. Gene Ontology annotation, cellular component: neuron projection. Gene Ontology annotation, molecular function: protein binding.